This is a messenger RNA of Rubroshorea leprosula, 496 nucleotides long. NCBI's taxonomy places the organism in Eukaryota, Viridiplantae, Streptophyta, Magnoliopsida, Malvales, Dipterocarpaceae. The record is from the annotation of a GenBank genome assembly.
GUCCUUCUUUUGCCCCAUCUUCUCUGCUCUCCUCUCCAUCCUUCGUCUAAUCACCGGAGUUAUUUCUCUGUUUCUCUAUUUUCUUCUCCCGCCUAAAGGGAGAUAGAUAGACAUUUUGUUUUGUCACCAUCAACGUUGUUCUUCAAAGACAUGGCCCCUCCUAACCUAAAUAUCCACAGGCUCUUGGCAUUCUUAGGAUUCAUUCCUAGAUUUGCAAUUGCCUCCCUAACCCUCUUUGUUUUUUCCCUUUCCCUUGACCAACAUAACUGUCCCUGACAUUACCUGUUCUAAAUAAGCUAUUUCUGUCACAAAAAAGCAAGCAACUUUGGUUAGUUUUAGUUGUUUCUAUUGUCACGUUGCUUCGUUUUUGGCAUUACCAAAUAUAGACCAUUGAAACGCAAUAGUUUCAGGUUACCUUGUUCUUUACCGUUACAUAUUUCAAAAUUUUUUUCUUGCUUUGGUUUUCUCUUCUGAUUAAUAUACCUGCAUUUUUGUU